Messenger RNA from Anopheles maculipalpis, 813 nucleotides. RefSeq lists its product as uncharacterized. The coding region runs from base 1 to 813 and encodes 270 amino acids. NCBI's taxonomy places the organism in Eukaryota, Metazoa, Arthropoda, Insecta, Diptera, Culicidae. The transcript has 4 exons. The record is from RefSeq and is a predicted model, not a curated record. Gene Ontology annotation, cellular component: extracellular matrix.
AUGCGUGCAUUCGUAGUUGCUUCCAUACUGUGCGUUGGCUUUGUGUCGGCGUACCCGCAGCAGGCCGUCGAUCCGGCAUAUCUGCGCCAGUACUAUCAGCAGAUCGCUCAGGCUGCCGGAGCUCAGAACUCGGCACAGGGCCGUGCUGAUGCUACGCCCAUCUACGAGCAGGGUGCUCAGGAACAGCAACACAUCCCUCAGUACCUACCGCAGGGCCAGCAGCUCCGUCUGAAGGAUAAUGUGCACGAACAGGUCCAGCGUACUCAGUACCAGCAACCUCAGGCUAGACAGUACCAGCCCCAGUACCAGCCUCAGCAGAUCCAGUACGUCCAAGAGCAGCAGUACCAGCAGCCGCAGCCGCAGCCCCAGCCACAGCUGAAAGUAUCCAAGCCCCGACCACAGUACCUGCAGGGAGGUCAAAAGCAGCAGCUGGAAGAAGACCAGGAGGACUAUGACCCCAAUCCUUCCUACCAGUUCGGUUUCGACGUGAAGGACGACGAAUUCACCAACUACCAGAACCGCAAGGAGCAGCGUGACGGUAACGUGAUCAAGGGCAGCUACUCCGUCGUUGACUCCGAUGGUUUCAUCCGUACCGUCACCUACACUGCCGACCCGAAGGAAGGCUUUAAAGCCGAAGUUAGCCGCCAGCCGACCGACAUCGUGGUGAAGAUCCCGACGCCCGCCCCACAGUCGGCGCACGAACGUUUCGCUAGUCAGCCCCAGUCGAACGGUGCGUACCGUGUGCAGCAGCAGCAGCCUCAACAGCAGGCUCAGCAGCGACCGAGACCGCAGGAGUACUCGCAGUACCAGUAA